AUGUCUGAUAACAUUCCUCCUACCUUAUAUGUCGUUCGUACUGAUGAUGAGAGUAAUUGUUUUAUUCUUAAACUAGCUGAGAAUAAUUACUGGCUAAUCGAUAGUGCACCCGCUCGCUUUCGAUGUUAUCAAUAUUUUAAAUUUGCUAUUUUAAAACGUAAAAUAACAAAUUUUAAAGGGAUUACUAUUACAAAUCCGCGUAAGGAACAUUUAGAGGGCAUGACUAGGUUUUUCAAGGAAUAUAUUUUAUCUAAAAGUAUUCAUGCUAAAGAAUUUCCAAACCUUGACUUUUAUGUUGUUCUUACUGAAAAGUUCAGAAAUGAAGAGAUUAUCGAUAUUCUAAAAGACAUUGGAUUUGAACUCGAUAAUAAUGUACCAAAGAAAUUCGAGUAUUCUAAUAUAACUAUGGAAUACUUUUUCCAUAAAAAUGGGAAGCCAUUAAUUUUGAGACAUAAAAAAAGCGAUAAACAUGACAUGAAUGCAGUAGGCAAUAACGAUAAUGUGACACUGAUGAGAAAUAAAGCAAAAGUUCAAACAGAUUUGUCAAGUAUACUGACAUAUUUACAAUAUGAAAACAACGAAAUUAAAAAAUCGAUGUUACUCACGAGUGACAAUGUCGUUACAUGGAUACAAAAAAUUUUGGCUACAAAGUUAAAUAUAUAUCAGCAAGCAAAACUAAAUAAACGGCCAUUUAUUGAUAUUUUUCAAGUACCCAACCAUGGAGCAAGAUUCAAUUCAAUGAUUGCAGGACCUAAUGUUAAUCCACCCAAAUAUGUGAAUCAACAAUUUGCUUUAAUGGCAAUUUUAUAUUAUGGCGGUCAAUUUGAUUUUAAAGAUCUUAAUAAUAAAACAAAUAUUGAUAUUGAAGCCGAUUUCGAAAUCAUACUAAACUUUACUAAUUUUGAAACAUUUAAGAAAGCGGCCCUGUUACAGGAAUAUACUCAAUCUCAUUCUAAUCCAAAUGCAAUUAAACGUUUUUUAAAAGCGAUGGCAAAAGCAUUAAUUAUUCAGGGAUCUUCAAAAAAAACCAAUAAUGUCAAUUGGGAUUGGGAUGAAAUCAAUUGGCCAGAAGUUGCAAGAAAAUUAUAUAUUAUUUAUUGUAUGAAUCAAACUACCGAUUCACAUUGUUGGCCAAAGUAUGACUUUAUUAAAGACAUAAUUGAUAUCCCUGAUAAAGAUAAUAUUGAUCCGUAUUUUAAUCAUCCAUAUUUUGAUAAAACAACAAGAAAAAAAAUUAUUGAGAAACAACUUUAUUCGUAUUUUAAUAGUAUAAAAGAGAGAAUAUACGAAAAUUUUGAUAUCAUUAUUUCAAUAAAAAAUAAAAAGAAGAAAAGAAAUCGCCGUCCACAAUAUGCGACUCAUUUGCGACCAUUACUCAUUCCUAUGUGGAAUAGCCUUGAUACUUCUCCUUUAAUGUUUCGAAAUAUUGUAUUUUCUAUCUCAAAUUUUUACGAAUCAUUUAUAACGGGAACCUAUAUAAUCUCAUCGGGUGCACAGAAAGGCCAUCCAGAUCCAUUAGUAAUUAUUGGAAUUAUUAAGUCAAUUUUGGAGGAUUUAAAUGAAGAGAGAAGUGCAAGGAUUUUGUUGACAAGUGGAUCGAAAAUUAAUAUGAAUUUAAUAUCAUCAGCCGUUGAUAGCUUGUUGGGGUAUAAAGAAAAGAAAUCAUGUUAUAUAGAUAAAUUUUUAAACCGGCGCAUUAAAAUUUAUUCAAUUCGAGAUAGUUCUUGUGAAGUUGGUGUUAAGCUGUCUGACAGUGAAUUCGAAGAUCCAAAAAGUGUAAGACUUUUGAAAUGGAAUAAUUCUGAGAAAGCUGAAAUCAAAAAAAUUUCCGAUACUUUUAAAACUAUUCCGGAACAACCAAUAAACAAAAUCUCUAAAUCGUAUAUAAAGAUUUUAAUCAAUGACAAAAAACUUUGGCUCGGUGUAAACGAAAAAGGCGAUUUGAUUCCUUCCGAUAAGCCAAUUUUAUUUACGAUUUCAAACGUACCAUUUUUGGACCAAAUUGCGUAUCGAAUAUCUAGCUGCGACUUCAAUUUUAUUGUUAAAUUUGAAUGGGCAAUUAAGGAUGAAUAUAAUAAAUUUUAUCUAGUCGAUUUAAAUACUGAUCAAGAUCUUUAUUAUGCACUUGAAUACGAUGUUGAUGAUGAUUUCUAUUUAGUAGAUAAAAGUACAAUCGAUGACUUUGAAGAAUCAACACCUUUACCACAUUUCAGGAAGAUACCUCUUAAGGAGAAAGAGAAUGCACUAUUAUUUAAUUUUUCAAAGAGUUUACGUGAUAAUUUUACAAAUCAAUCAACAAAAAAAAGAAAAAGUGGAAAAACGUUGAGCAGUUACUUGAUGGAGCUUGGUGAGCAUAGUGCACUUUCGGGUUUGACAAUUUUGAACGCUCUUAAUUAUAUAAUAAGAGCUAGUAAUGUCAAAAAAGUAUUCAAAUCGCUUCCAGAUAAAUGCUUACUUUUUAAAGCCAAAUCAGACUCUGAAGUCGAAUGGGAAAUUACUGAGAAUAAUCUAUUUAAAAUAAAAAAUGCCAUCAUUAGAUUAGAUGAAUCAGAACUUCUAAAAUUUCACACUUCAUUUCCUUUUUACAAACAUGCAACAGCUAUGCAAGUAAAUAUUAAAAAUCCGCAGCUUGAUAAUUUGCAAAUAGAAAUUAAGAUAUUCUUGAAUAAUAACGGGUCAAAAAGUGAAUCUGUGUUGACGCCUGAGAUAUUUGAUAUAUCUCAAUCAAAAUCUGUUUAUGAUUAUCUGCUAAAUGCAAAUGUUCCUCAAAAAAAAUGGAAAGACCUUCGACUUAGUUAUCUAAGCUCAUUAAUAAUGCCAUCAUUAAUUUUAGUGCCGGAAUUUUUAAAAGUACCUUUACCUUUCUUAUCGGGUACCUCUUUACUAAAUCAAAAAAUCAAUAAAGAAAUUUCAGAUAUCAAUUUCGAAAUCGGCCCUACUGGUGCUAGAUUAAUUCGAACAGAAGUCUUUUUGGAUAUAUUAACAAUUGAAGAUAUAUUUCAACUUGAUGGCAUCCAAAUUUCACAAUUGACUGAUAUUAAAAUUACGACUAUUAACUCGGAUGCUGUUAAUGGUGAUCCAAAUAUAACCAUUGAAGCUUGUGCAAAUAUCAAAGAUAAUGCUGUAAAGAUAUUAACUCAAAAUGAAGAUGAACAAUUUUUAUUAGUCAAAUUUAACACUAAUAAACUCGUUAAUAUUGCAGAAGCUUUAAAUGUUGGUGAAAAUGUAUUCAAUAAAUUUAAGGUUCCCUUAUAUGAUGUGUCCUUGGAUAAAUUUCUAAAUAAAGUUAAUCCAGAAUUUAGCUUAUUAUUCCAUCCAGUAACUGAGCCUCCAACAAUGAAUUUUAAGCUUAAAAAUAUUAGUAUCUUUGUGAACAAUUUCCUUACAGUGGAGAAAUUUGUACCUCCUCAGAUUUGUCGACAUUUAAAACUAACGAAUGCAUCCAUUGAUAUAUCUAUAUAUGAUCCAUUGAAUAUAGACCAAUUAGAUAUAGAAAAUAUAAUGAUUGGUUUAAAUAUCAAACUUAAUCUUUUAACCACGGACAAUAAAAAUCUUCUUGCAAACCUCUCAUAUCUUACAGUUAAGCAAGCCAUGUCGAUUUCUAUCAGACCUCAGGAUUUAUAUGAUGACAAUAAUCCAUUAAACUUGAAAGAAUUGUUAAAGGCCAUUGAGUUGUAUGACACCUUUGAAAAAAUUAGUAAAUUCUCGUUAGUAUUAUGGCAUCAUGUAAAAGACUUAGAGUCCGUAGGUUUUCAAUAUCUUGACUUGCAAAUUAAAUUGAAUGAGCAAGGAACUACUUAUGAAAUUGGCGACUUCAAUCUUGGAAUUUUAAUUCCGAGAUUUAUAAUUAAAAAGGACGUUAUUGAAGUUAGAAACGCAAUAGUAGAUCUAGGGUAUAAUAGCGACCAAUGGUCUGGAAAAAUUCAAGGUGUGGGUGAAAUAAUCGGAAAAGAUAGAAAGAAUAAUUGUCAUAUCGAAUACAUGUUGCCUACAAAAGAGCAGUUGGGAAAUCUAUUAAUUAAUGACAUUACUGAAGAUCUUUCUUUAAAAGAAGCCCUUCAAAUUCUUCAACUUGAAAAUACUUCAAUAUUACCUGCCCUUGAAAAAUUUUUUGAACACAUGAAAAUUUCAGAGAUUAAUAUCAAUUUAGUUAAUUCAGAUCGGUCUGAUUUUAUUAUUAACGAUUUGUCAUUUAUUCUACAAAAAGAUAAACAUGUGCUAAAACCUUUAACUAUUAAGCAAUUGGAAGUAAAUCUUACCUAUUUUCCACCAAAAAAUAAUACAGAUUCUGCCAUAUGGAAAUUCAGUUUCGAAGGAAGUGUUAGUACAAUGAUUAUGACAUUAAACUAUAAUAAUGAAAAAAUUCAUGCCGCCUUAACUCCAGUUAAAAAUACAAGACUUAAAGACGUCAUAGAAUUGCUCGUAAAAACGCCAGAGUUUUCUGAUAAUUCUAUGUAUUAUGAGAUAUUUGAUUCAGAAAUCACAGACGUCAAAAUAACCAUUGAUAUUAGUGGUGAUAACAUGCAUAUCGAAAAAUUUUCAACCAAAUUAGUAAAAAUAUUAUCGUAUGGCGAAUUCACUCUUGACGAUCUAUUAUUUAAAUGUGAAAAUGUGAAUAUGGAUAAACAUGAUAAUAAUCAAAUAAUUCUACCUCACAAAAAGUACACAUUGGACGCUAUUAUUUCUCGUAAUAUAGCUAAUGACAAAGUUAGUGCAAAGAUAAAACUUGAUUGCUCUGAAAAUAUAGUGGAUGCCUCUAUUACUUCAUUUCAAAGUCAUUUUUUAUUAUUAGACAUAUUAAAAAUUUUAAUAGGAUAUGAAUCUAAUUUACCAAAUUUGUUACCAAAGCUGCCUAAUUUUCCAAAUUUUGAUAAUAUUGAAUCUGAUCAAAAAUUUUCGGUAAAAAUUUUGAUAAAACCAUUCAAAAUAAUGGGAUUCAAUAUUUCUGCACAAAGUGAAUCUUUUUAUGAAGUCCUGAAAAAACCUUCAAUAUAUUUGCAACCACUUGGAAUAUCAAUAAGUUACAUGUAUGAUUGUGAUAGUCAAAAAGAAAAUCUUGAAGGGAGAUUAUAUGGAAUAUUCAUUUUAAAUGAUGGUAGCAAGCUCAAAUUAGAAUUUGCGAGCUCAAUGACUAAAGAUAGUGAUAUAGUUAUUGCAGGUAUACAAGUUUUUGAAGGUGAAAGUUCUAUCCAUAUAUCAACUGUUGUAGAUACGCUGUUAGAUGAUAAUUAUGAAUGGCCGGGGAAAACUCCUAAAGAAAUGAGAUCACCCAAAUUCACCAUAACACCUGAAGUGAAAGCUUACCUUCAUAUUAACCUCGUCAAGAAAUCUGUAGCUUUAUACGCAACAAUCGAAUCAAUUGGUAAUUGUUUGCUUUUGGUUAAAAAUAUGAAUGAAAAACCUUCAACAGGUGUAGUAAUGGAAUCACACUCAAUUGCCAAUGAAUUUGGAUAUUUAUUUGCCUUAAGGACUUCUAAUAAUUUUCAAUUUGAAGAUUUAUUUAAUUUAUCGGACGUUGUGUAUAACAUUGACACAAUGUUGUCCUUAUUGCAAGGUAAUCUUAUUCUUGUAUCGUUUCAAGGUGCCCAAUUUGAGAAGGCUAAAAAGGAAUUAAAUGAUAUAAUUAAAGAAUUCAAUGAUGUCUUAAACCCAGAUAAACAAAUUAAAUUUGAAGAUAUUCUUUCAAUUAAAUUGCCAGAUCACGAUAUUUAUAAAAACGAGAAAUUAGUAAAAGGAGCAAAUUUAUACGUAAAUUUAAAUUACCACUCAAUUUUAUUAAAAAAUCUUCGAACAAUAUCAAAUUUAGAUUCUAGUUCACAAAAAAUAUUGGUUGCGUUAUCUUUAGGUGUUGGCGCGUUGUCAGAAAGUGAAUUUAAAGCAACAAUUGAAGAUUUAACACUUUAUGGUGGAUUAAGUUUCGAGUCAACCUCAUUUUACUACAAACCUAAAAUAAAAGAAUCUGAAUCUAGAUUAAUUGUUGCUGGAAAUUUGAAUUUUACUGAACUACUUAAAACAAAAUUUAUUGUUAAAGGAAUUUUAGAUAACGGUGAAAAAGUUUCAUCAUUCACAGCGGACUCAAAGUUUUUAGAAUCACAAUCUAUUAAAAAUCCAUUUGAAAAAAUGAUCGGAAUAUGUCUUUACGGAAUUGAAUUUACCAUGAAACUUAUACGUGAAAAUAAUAAAAAAAAUCCUAGUAGUACGUGUUUAUUAAAAGGCAAAGUUGAUUUUAAUUCAGAAAAUCAGAAUAUGAAGACGAUUUUAGAAGGAAACGUUCUAUUUGUAGAUGGGAAACCUCGUAUUUGCACUGUAACUAUUAAUAAAAAAAUUCAAUUUAUACAUUUACUUGCAACAAUAUUUUUUGAGAAAAGUCAAGAUGAAAAACCUAACUGGAAUCAAGAAUAUCCUGAUAUUAUUUUAAAUGAUGGAGAGAUAUAUUAUACAUUUAUACCUCCAAAACACAAAGAAGAUAAAAUAGAAAUCGACGGAAAAGUUUAUUAUAAAGGUUAUAAUAUUAGUGCACAUAUAGAUUUCUUCGGAAUGAACAAUCUUUUAAUCACCGCUCAAAUUAAUAAUGGAAUUAUAAUCAAAGCUGAUAGCGGGAAUUCAGAAAUUAAUUUGGGAUUUGUUAAAAUUAUUAAAUAUAAUUUGAUAAUAGAAUCAAAUUCAAAGAGUAAAAGCAUUAGUAUUGAUGGUAGUCUCAAACUAUUUGAUAUGAACCCCGCUCAAUUCCAUCUAGAUUAUAAAAAGAAAUCAAAAUGCCUUGAAGGAAAAAUUGAAAUAAAAGGAUCUUUGCUUGGAGUAGAUGAUCCAGCAAUCGAAGGAUAUUGGUCUAAAAAGAAAAAAUUUGUUAUUACUAAAUGGCCGAGCUUUUGUCAAUUGUUUUGGGAGGCUACAGAAUUUGCAAGAAUAAUUGAAGAGGCUUCAGUUAAUUUAUGUAAAGCUAUUAUUUCCGAUCUUAAUUUGAAAGAAAAGUUUGAAGGUCAUUUCAAUAUUGAUUUAGAACAGCUUGAAACUCAUAGUGAUGCUUUAGUGUCUUUUUUAAUUACAGGGAGUUACUUAAUAAGAAUAAAAGGUGGAAAAGAAGAGUUAACAGAAAUUACAAAAAUUGAUAUUCUUCCAAUUCAAUUAGAUAUAAAAUAUCCUAGUGAUAUAUCAAAGUAUUUUGAAGAAGAACUACCAAAAAAUGCUGUAAAAUUCUUACAAAAUUUAUUGAAUGAUCCUGAAAAAUUUGUAAAAUUUUUAGGAGGUUUGUCAAUUGCUACUUUGAUUAACUUGAGCGAACCUGCAUUAAAGGGAUUGGUAUGUUUUGCUGGGAAUGAAAUAUUUAAAUUAGCAAAAGUUACAUUUGAUGCGAUGAAGAAAAGUGCAAAUAACAUUUUAAGGAAUAGACAACCUAAAAGUAAACCUUCAGAAGAGAUGAUUAAAGCAGUUGAAAAGGCAAUAACAUUAAGUGAUGCAGUAGUUUUGGCUAGUCCACUGCUUUUAAUAACAGGAGAGUGGGUUGUGUUUUUUGCUUUUGCAAUCACCUUGAUAACAGUUGACUUAAAAAUUCUCUAUGGUGAUCAAUCCGAAGAAGAAAGAAAAAUUAGAAAGGAAAAAAAUGAAAUGAAACUAAUUGAUAAAAGAAUAAAAGGUGUGCUAGAAAGAUUUUUAAAAAUGGACAAUUUAACCCCAGGGCUGGAAUUUUGUUUGGAUAAUUCUUUAAAGAUCAAAUGGAACGUUCCUGAAGAUGCAGAAAACGAUAAGUUAGCUGGAGAAAUUUGUUAUAAAUUGCAGAUUACUAUUUUUGGAAAGGAACUGGUAGAAAGGAAUUUUAUUGUUAUUGUUGGGAAAGAAGAAAUCGAAAUGGAUAAAUUGGAUCAUAAAAGAUUAUCAUAUGUGUUUAUAGAUAAUUUAUUAAUGAAAUGUGAAAAAGUUUCAGUCAAAAUAACAGCAAUUCUUCGACAAGGUAAUCAAAACUACACAGGUUCGCAAUCUAAAGAAGCUGAAAUCGAGCAUAAACCCAAAUUGUAUCCUCCAACAAAGUUAACGUCUACAUAUGAUUCACGCCACAAAAUUCUUACCACUAAAAUAGUUUCAGAAGACAAAGAUACUCAACAAUACUAUUGCGAAUUAUUCAAUGUCAGUGCUAAUAAAGGUGAUAGUUUUGAAUAUAAAGAGGUAGUUUAUUCUGAAGUAAUUGACAUAAACACUUUAGAUUUAGAAAAUACUUUAUGGAAAAUUUAUACAGAAGAAAGAUUAAUACUCGGUCUUGGUGGCAAUUACAAAAUCCGCGUUUCAGCAAAGGCAAUUAAUUGGAUAGAGAGUGAAUUUACAUAUGCUAAUGAAGUAAUAGCACGACUGUCUCCUCCUAUAUCAAUAGGAUUUAAGCAUACCUAUGACAUUUAUGAAUAUCUUGAAAUAAUAAUAAAAGAUACAAUAGAUCAGAAACAAUUACGUGGCUAUACAUGCGAUGUUAUAAAUGAUAAAGACGAAUCUAAUUUGAUGAAUUCGAGUUAUACAUUAUCUAGUAAAUCAUUUAAAUUUUUACCUCAUGUAAAUAAUAUCAAUGGAUCAUAUAAUAUAGAUAAUAACAUAUUGAAAAUUUCAUGGGAUCUAGUUGAAAAUGCUUCAUUAUAUGAAGUAUUUUUACUAGCUCAUGGUCAACGUUUGAAGCUUGACAGAAUCUCAGAAACUUUUAUUGAAUAUGAUAUACAGCAAUUUGACAAACAAAUAACAAAGAAGCAAAUAAGCAAUUCCGACUGCCAAAUUACUAUAUAUAAUUGCACAAUUCAGGCGAAAAAAGGUAAAGAAUUUUUUGAUGGACCAGUAACUCGCAUUGAUAAAGGCUUUGAACAACUUCCAAGACCUACAAAUGUUGACAUGGAAAAAAAUUCAAAUAAACUUCAUAUUUCCUAUACACCAAUUACGCUUUCAGAUAG
Messenger RNA from Dentiscutata heterogama, 8921 nucleotides. NCBI's taxonomy places the organism in Eukaryota, Fungi, Glomeromycota, Glomeromycetes, Diversisporales, Gigasporaceae. The record is from the annotation of a GenBank genome assembly.